ACUUUCAAAUACUUACAUUUGGUAUAUUUAAUUUUUUUUAUUGUUGCAGUAAAACAGUCCCGGCUGUAGUGUCCUAAGUUUUUGUAAUUUAAUCCUUUAGAUCCUGUUUAAAAGUCACAAUAGUAGCCAAAAACAAAUGUAUGUGAUGUCUUGUGACAACACCAUGGGCUCAGUGGUCUAACUGGGGAGUUUAUCCUGCAGACAGUUCUGGAAAGCAAUUAAAUUUAUAGACUGGUCCAUUUUUGGCAAAUUCCACCAGCAACUUUGGGAGUUGAAGCUAAAGUAAGAAUCUAAGAUACAGGAACCAGACAAUUAAAAGAAUGACUCGAAGGUUAGAACAGAUGAAAAAACUAAUUCCCAAGACAUGGGGUGGAGCAACCAGUGCUCAUGUAUUUUUAUGCAAGUUGCUUUCCUAGAAGAUUCUUCAUGGUUAUAUUAGUGCUGUUGGAACAAAUGCAGUGGAGAGCAGGGCUGUUGGCUGUUUUGUUAUGGACACUGUUGAGCACCAAGAGUUGUCAGUCUUACUGCACUCAGUAUGGAGAACUAACACCAUUGGAUCCAUAUCUGACAGAAAAUUCAAACUACACCCUCAACUGUACCUUAGACCAGACUGUUAUUGAUGGGAUACGGUACAAUUCAUCGCAGUUGCAUCUGCACAGCUUUGUACCAGGUCUCAAUCCACUGCCCCAACACACCCGAGAAGAGCCAGAUGAAAGAACGGUAUUAUUCCACAUAGAGGCAGUCCCUAAUAAGGGGAGGAACUAUGAGAAUCAGUAUUACUGUUAUGCUGGCGACAAUGGUUUUUUAAGGGGAAAGUGCAUUGGAGCAACAAUUUUGCAUGUUGGGCCCAAACCCCAACCACCAACCUCAGUGAGUUGUAUUGUAUAUGCCCAGAGGUCCAUGACCUGCAGCUAUGAGAUUCCACAGCAAGAGGACGCUGUGACUUUGUUAUGGGGAGUGCAAUCCCGUGUGAAUCGAGGGCAAGUAACAACACCAUUUUAUUGUACAAAUUUCACCAAGACAUCCUGUACUUGGAGUGGUCAUGGACGAGAUAGCUUUCAUGCAAAUACUGUCUACUGGAUAGCCCUUUACACAAACAAUUCUUUUGGGCAUGCAUUUGCUGAGGGAGAUCCUGACAUUCCGGGAACUUACUUCAAGGUCAACGCAUCUCUAAUUGUUAAACCUGACCCCAUUGAGCUCAGAAAAAUUUCUUCUGGGAAGAGGAAUCUAACACUGGAGUGGCAGGAAUCAUCAGAUGGGCAAAGACGCAACCAGAUGGCAUACAACUAUACAGUACACUACAACUGUACAACACCUUGGGGUGGAGAGGAAGUUCUUAAAAGAGAAGUUCACAAGUUAACUAAGGUUAAACUAGAAAACCUGUGGCCAGACAUAGAAUACAGAGUGGGUGUUACUGCCAUCCCUGUUAUUGGUGGUUAUGAUAGUGAUAUGAAGAACACUUUGACAGUUAGAACACUUCCAGAUGCCCCAGCUAGUCCUCCAAUAAAUAGACCAGAAUUGUUCUACAGAGAUGAAAGUUGUGGCCUAAAUUGCCAGAAUAUUAAACUGUUUUGGCAGCCUGUGCUACCAAUGGACAGAAAUGGGGAGAUAACACAUUACUUAGUUACCCCAAACGGUACCUCAAACAGCAUGUAUGUUGAUAAUAGAGCCUACACAUACACUGUAGAAAAAAUCCUUUCACCCAAAGAAAAACAUACCAUGCAACUGCAGGCCAUAACAAAGGGAGGCUCAUCCCCUAUAGCAUACUAUUACAUCCCCUCCGUGUCUGAGGACCCUCCUAUGGUGAAGCAAUUGGCUGUCACCAAAGUGGACAAUAAUACUAAAGUUUUAAUGACAUGGCGUGUGCCAGAUGAUUUCACUGUUACCUUAUUCUGGUGUAAAAGCACUGCAGAGAUUUGUAAUGAAUCCCCCAGUUGGCAGACAAUCUCUGGCAAGAAUUCUUCCUUCCAAGUUCCAUUCAAUGGCACUGAAGCAUUUGAAGAGUUCCAGUAUGCUGCUGCAGUCACUGUGAAUGGAAUAAGUGGUGGAUUAACAUGGAGCCAAUGCUUGUAUCAGGAAGGGGCUGUGCCAGCAAGGGGCCCAGUCUUGAAGAGCACAUCCCUACAGCCGCACAACCAGGUCACUGUGGAGUGGGCCCAGAUGUCCUGUGAGGAGACAGGCAGUGCACAAGUGGUAGCCUAUGUUGUAGAGUAUGCUUAUGUCACAGAGGAGCUGAACUGCUCAAAUAUAAAAUCCAGUGUGUGGGAAAGGGUGUCCUUGGAUGACCCAGAAACCUUCAUUUGGUCCAUGGAGGAUUUAGAAGCUGGUAAAACCAUGUGUGUGAGAGUUGCAGCAAAAUCCAUUGUAGGUUUAGGACCAUUUAGUAUACCAAAAAUGGUCAGGAUCAGUGGAUUACUUAAGGGAGAAAUAGCUGGUAUUACAAUUGGUGUUGUUGUCUGCACUGUCUUAAUCAUUUUGGGAAUCAUUUUGUGUUUCAAGAGUGGUCGCAACUGUUACAAGUAUAUGUUUAAGAAAAUAGAGAUAAACAUUCCAGAGAGUCUUGAGGAAUAUACUGUAAAUUACCAUGGGGCAUCAAAUGGCGGAUUUGUAAGUGUAAGUAGAGAGUAAAUCUAGCGAGUGUUUUCUUUAUGAAAUUACGGUGUUUCUUGCAGUGUAACUAAAGUGAUAGUUUGUUUUGAUCUGAAAGUCUUGUCAGUGGGAUUGUUUAGUUGUAUACUUAUUGCUUCAUUCUUACUUGUCAGUGCUUAUUGUGGUUAAUAUAAUAAACUAAUUUUAAAAAAUGAAUGUAUUUUAAAUUAGAAUUUUAUCUACUGAUAUCAAGACCUUGAAAAUCUGUUCAAUUACAAAAUACUCAACUAUGAACAAGUUAAUGUAAUUGAACUGAAAUUUUCAGGCAAUGUUUUACAUAAUGCUAAAUGAAGUAGUUUAGGGAAUGUAUGAUAAAAGGUGUCACACUAUCAAAUGAUUAUACUUAUUCAAUUUAAUGGAUUUAAGAAUCUAAACCAACUUCAUUGUGGUAUUUUGCCCUGUUCCUUUGUAUUUGUAUUCAUACAUACUUGAUCAUUGUUGAUUAACUGUAAAAUUUGGUGGUUGGUUUAUUUCAAUUGAAUGAAAUUGAUAUGGUAAAGAUAUGGUGGAAGUAAUGUUUCAUAAAUGUGUAUUAUUAUGUUGGUAUGUUUUUGAAAUGUAACAUAUUUUGGGGAGAUGGUGGAAGUUUUUUAUGUUUAAUUGAUGUGCCUCAACAAAAAGUGACAUAAGAUAUUGAACAUCACAUUGUCCUUUGUUGUCUCAAAAAGACAAUUACUCUGAGAACCAAGUAUAGUUCCCCAGCUUGCAGUAGACAACAUAAUUAGAAAUAAACCUAUUGCUAGAUUUUGUACUUUCCCUCCCCACCCUACUAAUCCCCUAGCCGUUAUGCCUUAACAUUUUAGAAGUCAUAGGGUUUGGGGCUAUUGUGUUUGUACUUGACAUCCAAAUAGUCACAGAAUGUGUAAUGUUUGAAGUCUUUUUUCCCCAGUCCAGUAAUUGACCAAAACCAAAGAUUACCUAAAACUCGAACAUAAUCAAUCCAAAUAUUGCCAGUAAUAUAAAGCAAUUAUCUUUGGAAAGUUUGUGACCCUCAGAUGUUAAUCUCGACCAAAAUGUAGAUAGGAG
This is a messenger RNA of Lingula anatina, 3675 nucleotides long. RefSeq lists its product as uncharacterized. Gene Ontology annotation, molecular function: protein binding. The record is from RefSeq and is a predicted model, not a curated record. NCBI's taxonomy places the organism in Eukaryota, Metazoa, Brachiopoda, Lingulata, Lingulida, Lingulidae.